GACUGGCAGGCAUGGCGCAGUACAAGGGCACCAUGCGGGAGGCCGGCCGGGCCAUGCAUCUGAUCAAGAAGCGCGAGAAGCAGAAGGAGCAGAUGGAGGUGCUGAAGCAGCGCAUUGCCGAGGAGACCAUCAUUAAGUCCCAAGUGGACAAGAAGUUCUCUGCUCACUACGACGCCGUGGAGGCCGAGCUGAAGUCCAGCACAGUGGGCCUGGUGACCCUGAAUGAUAUGAAGGCCAAGCAGGAGGCCCUUCUGAGGGAGCGGGAGAUGCAGCUGGCCAAGAGGGAGCAGCUGGAGGAGCGCCGGCUGCAGCUGGAGAUGCUGCGCGAGAAGGAGUGCAGGCGCGAGCGCAAGCGCAAGAUUUCCAACCUUUCCUUCACGCUGGAUGACGGCGAUGGCUAUGAGGACGACGAGGGUGGCACGGCUGAGGCCAGCAAGAGCAAGAACCUGGGCAAGAAUCCCGACGUGGACACGAGCUUCCUGCCCGACCGCGACCGUGAGGAGGAGGAAAACCGGCUGCGGGAGGAGCUGCGCAAGGAGUGGGAGGCCAAGCGCGAGAAGGUGAAGAGCGAGGAGAUGGAGAUCACCUUCAGCUACUGGGAUGGCUCGGGUCACCGGCGCACCGUGCGCAUGAGUAAGGGCAGCACGGUGCAGCAGUUCCUGAAGAAGGCUCUGCAGGGGCUGCGCAAGGACUUCCGCGAGCUGCGCGCGGCCGGCGUGGAGCAGCUCAUGUACAUCAAGGAGGACCUCAUCCUGCCCCACUACCACACCUUCUACCACUUCAUCGUCACCAAGGCCAGGGGCAAAAGCGGGCCGCUCUUCAACUUCGACGUGCACGACGACGUGCGGCUGCUCAGCGAUGCCACCUUGGAGAAGGAUGAGUCGCACGCAGGCAAGGUGGUGCUGCGAAGCUGGUACGAGAAGAACAAGCACAUCUUUCCCGCCAGCCGUUGGGAGCCCUACGACCCCGAGAAGAAGUGGGAUAAGUACACCAUCCGGUGA
Molecule: messenger RNA, 1001 nt
Organism: Castor canadensis (American beaver)
Lineage: Eukaryota; Metazoa; Chordata; Mammalia; Rodentia; Castoridae
Source: RefSeq, a predicted model, not a curated record